Messenger RNA from Hydractinia symbiolongicarpus, 1701 nucleotides. RefSeq lists its product as uncharacterized. NCBI's taxonomy places the organism in Eukaryota, Metazoa, Cnidaria, Hydrozoa, Anthoathecata, Hydractiniidae. The transcript is spliced from 3 exons. Gene Ontology annotation, molecular function: UDP-galactosyltransferase activity. The record is from RefSeq and is a predicted model, not a curated record. Gene Ontology annotation, cellular component: membrane. Bases 408 to 1598 code for a protein of 396 amino acids. Gene Ontology annotation, biological process: glycosaminoglycan biosynthetic process.
UUUUUUUUACUGUUUUAAUUAGGAAAUCAUCGUGGUAGGAGAAAUUAGACGAAAUUAAUCUCCUAUUAAACUAAUUAACGCUCUACAUGACCUUAAAAAUACAAUUGUUCAGUGUGGCAUCGUCACGCAGUUUUUUGGGUCUGGCAAACUCCUUUUUUGAAAGAAACAUUGUCCUAAAAAGCUAAGGCCAGGACAAACCACGUUGCUAAGUUUUGAUGCUAUGUGCUACGAGAACGUGGCAAUGAUUCUCCCAGAUCUUAAAAAGAUUUCGAAUCCUUGUUUUUGUUCUGUUAGGAUUUUAUAUAAGGUAAAAUUAAAAACAUCAAAUAACAGACGUUUAUACAUGCACAGAUGGCAAAUUUAAACUUGCCUUAAUCAUCCACGCCAAAGAAUAUUCCGAUCCAGCGAUGUUACGUCACUACUUUCGUAGCAGUAAGCUGAAGCAAAUCUUUUUCGUUGUAGUUUUUAUAAACCUUAUCCUAUUGAUCUCUCAUUCGUCGAUAUUGCAUGACUUACUUUUUGAAAAUAACGAACUCACAAAGGAAGAUCUCCUCCUCUAUACUCCUGCAAACUUAUCAACACAACAUAUACAAUCCGCUAUGAAGAAACUAGAAACUAAUCCUAUCUAUCAAGCUUUUGAUAUAAUUCCUCCCCCUACGAAGGAGAAAGUAGACUUGCUUCUAAUUGUAUCGUCUGGUCCACGGCGCAGUGAUCGGAGAGAUGCUAUACGACAAACAUGGUGGCAGCAGUGUGUACCGACUAAUGGGUUGGUACCAAAAUGUAUUUUCAUCACUGACUUUCAAAGACACAACGAUACCUUCUACAAUACUACAUUAUCUGAGUCGAAAUUACACAAAGACAUAUACUUUCAAAAGUUAAGCGGCGGCAUCGAGUUUGGUCGAAGGUUCUUAUACCACUUAGUGUGGGCAAAAAUGAAUUUUGACUUUGAUUAUUUCAUGAGAGUGGACGAUGACUACUUAUUUUGUUUGAAGCGCUUCUUACAUGAGAUGCCCAAAACAUUCACCCCGAAUUUUCAUUGGGGGUACACACACCAUCUCGAAGAAGGUAUGGUACGCCCUGAGGAGAGCAUGGUCUUGUUUUCAAAGGAUGUGGUAGAAUCAUUUUUAGCGCAGGAUCCGAAUAGAUUACUUUGCCAUCCGUGGGCUGAUCAAAUGAUAGCUUCGUGGAUCAGUAGGUUUCCUCAUAUGAAGACGUUGUUACGUCAUGACGACAGAUUACAUCAUCAUCCUACUGUAGACGAAACCCCUGAUCUAAUGACCAUGGAUGCAAUUUGCGACACUUUCAUUGGGGUGCAUGGAUGUUACCCUGAUAAUAUGAGGAAGCUCUGGAAAAGGGCUGGAUCUUUUAACCAUGAUGGAAGUGACUUAAUCCAGAAUACUAGGCUGGUUAAGUUUUCACUUUUUAACUGGAGGAAAUUCAUAUUUAGUUGGAGGUACAAGCCAAAAUAUUGUAUUUCAAACCCAACAUGGGACACAAUGAAGCAAGUUGUAUCAGGUGGGGUGUAUGCUGGUCGUCAAGAGGGCGGAGAAGUUCGUAGUUUAUCAUUUUUUAAAAGAAUUCUGAAACACCUUUUUUAGUUUUUAUUAACCUUGUUACUGUAUAUAUGUGUUAGUAUGUGUUUUCAAAGAAAUAAUUAUUACAUUUUGUUUUUAUAAUAACACGCCUGGUGCGUAAUAAUAA